Papaver somniferum (opium poppy) is the source of this 993-nucleotide messenger RNA. RefSeq lists its product as uncharacterized. The transcript is spliced from 2 exons. Bases 1 to 993 code for a protein of 330 amino acids. Lineage: Eukaryota; Viridiplantae; Streptophyta; Magnoliopsida; Ranunculales; Papaveraceae. The record is from RefSeq and is a predicted model, not a curated record.
AUGGGGAUUCCUUCUAUGGUUUCACCAUUUGAAGCCGAGCCACAGGACGAAACAUUUAAAAGUGAUAAUCCAUCUACUAUUCUGUUUACUCCAUUGCUUCAAGUUGAUAACUAUGGUGCCCGGGUUCGAGGAAUUACCAAGUCAUUGAAUGCCAAAGAAAAAUUGGUAUUUGUCGAUGGCUCCUUACCACCUCCAGAAGAUGAUCUCACCCAUCGCUGCUGGAAACGUUGUGACGACCUAGUGGGAAGUUGGAUUCUCAAUUCUGUCCAUCCAGACAUCCGUGCAAGCUGUCUCUAUACAGCUUCUUCUCAUGAUAUAUGGAAGGACUUGCAGGUAAGGUUUUGUGUAUCCAAUGCUCCAAUUCUAUUUCAUCUGAAAUCAACAAUUGCUUCCAUCAAGCAGGAAUCUACGCAUGUUUCACUCUACUAUACAAAAAUAAAAACACUUUGGGACCAGUAUGAUUCUCUGGUCGCUUCUAUGGAAGCUUGUAUUUGUGGUGCUGGAAAGCACAUGUUGGAAAGGCUGGAGAGAGAUCGUUCCAUGGAGUUUUUGCAGGGUCUCCACGACAGGUUCUCCAAUCUUCGCAGUCAAAUACUGACUAUGGAACCCUUCCCUAUUGCUCUGCGCAUCUUCAACCUGGUUCAACAGGAAGAAGAACAACAACACAUAACUACUGCUUCCUUGCCAACUGUUGACGCUGCUGCUCUCAAUUCUAAUCGGAACUUUCCAUCAACCUCUCGUGCUCCCGUAAGCCAUAACAAACGUCAGCGCCCACACUACGAUUACUGCAACAGACACGGCCACGUUCGAGAUAAAUGCUACCGUCUCCAUGAUUUCCCUACCACCAACAGCUCUCUGCCUCCAGCCAACAAUACUCUGCCACUUGUUUUUGCUGCUACAGCCGUGCCAACUGACACAUCUUCCAUUCAACCAGCUAUUCCAUCUUUGUCCGCGGAUCAAUAUGCACGUCUCCUAGCUCUCAUCAGUCCUUAG